Messenger RNA from Bombina bombina (fire-bellied toad), 14183 nucleotides. It is a transcript of the gene AMFR, whose product is annotated as autocrine motility factor receptor. Gene Ontology annotation, cellular component: cytosol; endoplasmic reticulum; ubiquitin ligase complex. NCBI's taxonomy places the organism in Eukaryota, Metazoa, Chordata, Amphibia, Anura, Bombinatoridae. The record is from RefSeq and is a predicted model, not a curated record. The transcript is spliced from 14 exons. Gene Ontology annotation, biological process: endoplasmic reticulum unfolded protein response; ubiquitin-dependent protein catabolic process; protein K48-linked ubiquitination. Gene Ontology annotation, molecular function: ubiquitin protein ligase activity; ubiquitin binding. Bases 188 to 2095 code for a protein of 635 amino acids.
GGCCCCUGGUGAAAGUCUAUGAGCUGGGGUACUGGGGAAACAGAGCAAAGUACAGCAAAAAGGGUGGGUCCAACAGCCCCCUGGUGUAGAGGAGUAUUUAUCUGUUGAUCGCAGUAUCGGUGUGGUGUGACAGGCCGCGGAUUUUCUGUACCUCAGGCCCCGGUGCCCCCUGCUCUCAGGCCCGGAGAUGCCAUUACUUUUUCUUGAGCGUUUCCCAUGGCCCAGCCUGCGGACUUACACGAUACUGAGCGGCCUCUUGUUGGGCCUGAGUUUACUUAGCGCCUACAGGACGCUAAACGGAGAACUCGGCGAUACUAAUCCGGGAGAAGCGGCAGAAUCUGGGGAUAGAUUUUCAGAAGAGGUGGAGGACUGGGCCGUGGAGCUGGGCCAGUACCUGGUAUCUGACAGUUUGGGGGUGUGGGUUCUUGUGAACACUGUGUGCUGUUUGCUGAUGUUAUUUGCUAAAUUAAUCCAGUAUAUGGUGUUUGGACCUCUGCGUGUCAGUGAGAGGCAGCAUUUGAAGGACAAGUUCUGGAACUUCAUAUUCUACAAGUUUAUCUUCAUCUUUGGGGUUCUGAACGUACAGACAGUGGAGGAGGUAGUGAUGUGGUUCCUGUGGUUUGCCGGCCUAGUGUUUCUACACCUUAUGGUGCAGCUUUGCAGGGACAGGUUUGAAUAUCUGUCAUUCUCUCCGACCACCCCGAUGAGCUGCCACAUUCGUGUGUUGGUCUUGCUGAAUGCUAUGCUUUUGGCGUGCUGUGGGCUGGCGGUGUUGUGCGUUCUGGCAGGAUACAGCCAUGGGAUGCACACACUGGCUUUCAUGGCUGCAGAGUGUAUGCUGGUGACUGUGAGAACAGCACACGUUGUCUUACGCUAUGUCAUCCAUCUCUGGGACCUAAAUCACGAAGGUACAUGGGAAAGCAAAGGGACAUAUGUGUAUUACACAGAUUUUGUAAUGGAGCUCAGCCAGCUCUCCAUGGACCUGACACAUCAUAUCCACAUGUUGCUGUUCGGCAAUAUCUGGCUUUCCAUGGCCAGCUUGGUCAUUUUCAUGCAACUUCGACAUCUCUUCCAUGAGUUUCAGCGUCGACUCAAACGUCACAAGAAUUAUCUAAGGGUUGUUGGAAACAUGGAAGCUCACUUUGCUGUGGCAACAGCUGAAGAACUUGAGGCUAAUAAUGAUGAUUGUGCCAUAUGUUGGGAUUCCAUGCAAGCUGCCCGCAAGCUCCCUUGUGGACACCUCUUUCACAACUCGUGUCUCCGCUCGUGGCUGGAGCAGGACACUUCUUGCCCAACUUGCAGAAUGUCUCUGAACAUGGCCGAGAACAACAGAGCUCGUGGAGAGCAACAAAGGGACAACACAGAGCAGAACCUGAUACCGCUGGCAGUAACAGAAGGGCGUCCCAGACUCAAUCACCAUAACCAUUUCUUCCAUUUUGAUGGUUCUCGGUUUGCUAGCUGGCUACCCAGCUUCUCAGUGGAAGUCAUGCACACAACCAAUAUCUUGGGAAUUGCACAAGCAAGUAACUCACAGUUGAAUGCAAUGGCCCGUCAGGUUCUGGACAUGUUUCCUCAGGUUCCCUAUCACCUCAUUGUGCAAGAUUUGCAACUCACUCGUUCAGUAGAGAUAACGACUGACAAUAUUUUGGAGGGUCACAUACAAGUGCCUUUUCCCACUCAGGUUCAGGAUGAAGCAAGACCUGUCCCUGGUAGCUCUCCAGAAAAUAAUAGGCCAGAGGAAGAGGAAACCUCUGCUAGGACUGAGCGGGUUCCUUUGGAUCUGAGCCCAAGUAUGGAGGAGUUUGAAGGAUUCACUGAGGUGGAGGCCCAGCCAAGUGCAGCUGAAAACUUUGAAGCUAGAGGCAGCAGGUUUUCCAAGUCUGCAGAGGAAAGACAAAGAAUGUUGGUCCAGAGGAAGGAGGAUAUGGUUCAACUUGCUAGGAGGCGUUACUUGAACAGUACAUCGGAGGCAGAAGAAUCAUCAUCAUCAUCAGAGAGCAGUCAGCAUGUGGAUGGUGCCUCUUCGGACUCUGUAACUGUGCGCAGACGGACACUGGCGGCUGCUGCAGAGCGCAGGAUCCAGAUGCGACAGUGACAUACAGACCUAUAUGAGCUGCACACAGACACCUUCUGACCCUUUGCCCUAUAUGUGAGCUUCAAAGGCUCACUCAGAGCCCCUUUUGUAAUAUUUUUACUGCAAUAUGUUUAGAACAAGGGGAUAUGCUGCUUAAUCCCACUGCACAUUUUGUGCAUGCAAAUCCUUUUUCCUCCAGCCGGAUAUAUUUUAAUAAUACUGGAGUCAAGGGAGGGGCUAUGUAUUUCUCCUGGCUAACACGAGGAAAUGCUGCAUCAGUAUUUUAAGAAGAGGAUGAAGCCUCUGGUGACAUUAGACUAUUAAAGUAAAAUACAUAAACAGCUUCUGAUUUUUCCAUUCUUUUUAAGUAUUUACUCAGCAAAGACUCACAAUAAUAUGGUAAGAAUAUUUGGAAAUGAACUCCAGUAUGGGGAUAAGCAUUUCCCCCUCUGCCCCCUCUGAAGAUGGUAGAUUUUAAAAAUCACAAAUCUGUGUUACUUGUAUUAAUCUGCAACUGUUGGCCUCAUCUUCUCAAAGAACAUGAAAGAUAAAAGGCUCUAAAGACAUGGCCUACCUGGCCUUUCUGUGCAGUCUGUGGCCAAAACACGGCUAGAAGUAGAGUCGGGAGCAGGAUUAAGGCUCUCUGAACCAUAGACAUUUAGGAAUAUAGUUUUUAUGCCACCGGUCACACAGCUUGAGAGGCAGCAGCUACAGUUCCAAAAAAACCUUUAUUGAGCAAACAUCAGAUUUACAAUCUUCUUGCUAACAAGGUAUUUUCUUGAGAGUUUAUUAUUUACCACUUUGUAACAGCUAUGACUUCUGGGAAAUAAGAUUUUUCUACAGUAGCCAAUUCUGUUAACCUGUUACAAGUUAGUAAAUAACAAAGCAUAAUAUUUUGCACCUAUUUAAAUACAUGGCAAACAUGGCUGGCUUUGUUUUGACAGUUAAAAGGUUUCACUGUGCUCCAUUAUAUGAAGUAUGUGCAUAUUCUGCAGAUAGUAAGUAAUUCAAGGGAUUUAAGGGAAUAUAAUCGUCAAAACUGAAAUGUGUAGAGUGCAUUUACAUUUUUAACAGAAACAUUUUCCAUUAUACCUUCAUUAACAAAAAUUCUUUUAGUAAAAGCCUAUCUCUGUUUCAGCAGCAUAUGCACAUAUGCAUCUGCUCAGAAAGUGGUUUGUAUAACGCAAAUUAAGCCAUCCCUGACACAAUACACGGCACAGCUUGCUUUCUACCAUUGUGCACAAUUUGAAGGUGCAUGGGGCAUCUGUAGCAUAUUUACAUAUGUGGUUGAAACGAGAAGAAAACUAGAAGCAUAUUUGCUAAUACAAGUAUGCACAUUUCAGAUUUGACCAUUUCUCCCUUUUAAAUGGCAACAUGUUUUAACUCAUGCAGAAUUAUUAAAAAAAUAAUAAAAAUUAGUAUUAGAAUUUUUGCAUCUUAAAGGGACACUGAACCUAAAUCCAAAUUUUAAAGGGCCACUGUAAGUAAAUAUUUUCUAUGCCUGUUACUAACUAACUACCCCAAAUACGCUUUUUAUCAAUAGCAUUUCAUUAACAUAUCUCUACCGUACAUCAGAAAUCUUGUCUGCAAAUUUAAUUGUUUUCCAAACCCACUCCGUGGGUAUCCUUUGCUCUGUACCAAUCCGUUUACAAUACCUAGGUUUCAAAAUGGCGCUUUAAACACAAAGUUAUUGGUUUAAGUAUUUUGAACACUCAGUGCUGAAAAUAGUGGGCAGGAUAACGUGACAUCAUCAGCGAAUAAAAUAUAUAACUUUUAGAACGUUAUGAAACUUCGUUUUGGAGAAAAUAUAGGUCAGUAGGUUUUAAUUAAUGUUUAUUAACUUUAAUAUGUUAGUUGUUUAGCUUAAAAAUUAUAACAGAAAGUAAUCCUUUAAGCAACUUUCUAAUUUACUCCUAUUAUCAUUUUUUUUUCCGUUCUCUUGCUGUCUUUAUUUUAAAAGCAGGAAUGUAAAUCUUAGCAGCCAGCCCAUUUUAUGUUCAGCACCAUGGAUAGCGCUUGAUUAGAGACUUACAUUUACCCACCAAUAAGCAAGCAUAACCCAGGUUCUCAACCAAAAAUGGGCCGGCUCCUAUGCUUUUUAAAUAAAGAUAGCAAGAGAACAAAGAAAAAUUGAUAAUAGGAGUGAAUUAGAAAGUUGCUUAAAAUUGCAUGCUUUAUCUGAACCAUGAAAGAAAAAAAAUUGGGUUUAGUGUCUCUUUAACCCCUUAAUGACCACAGCACUUUUCCAUUUUCUGUCCGUUUGGGACCAAGGCUAUUUUUACAUUUCUGCGGUGUUUGUGUUUAGCUGUAAUUUUCCUCUUACUCAUUUACUGUACCCACACAUAUUAUAUACCGUUUUUCUCGCCAUUAAAUGGACUUUCUAAAGAUACCAUUAUUUUCAUCAUAUCUUAUAAUUUACUAUAAAAAAAAUUAUAAAAUAUGAGGAAAAAAUUGAAAAAAACCACACUUUUUCUAACUUUGACCCCCAAAAUCUGUUACACAUCUACAACCACCAAAAAACACCCAUGCUAAAUAGUUUCUAAAUUUUGUCCUGAGUUUAGAAAUACCCAAUGUUUACAUGUUCUUUGCUUUUUUUGUAAGUUAUAGGGCCAUAAAUACAAGUAGCACUUUGCUAUUUACAAACCAUUAUUUCUCUUGUUAAGUGUAGUCAGUCCACGGGUCAUCCAUUACUUAUGGGAUUAUAUCUCCUUCCCAACAGGAAGUUGCAAGAGGAUCACCCAAGCAGAGCUGCUAUAUAGCUCCUCCCCUCACAUGUCAUACCCAGUCAUUCUCUUGCAACUCAACAUAGAUAGGUCGUUGUGAGAGGUCUGUGGUGUUUUUUAAACUUAGUUUAUGUCUUCAAUCAAAAGUUUGUUAUUUUAAAUGGCACCGGAGUGUGCUGUUUGUUCUCAGGCAGUAUUAGAAGAAGAAUCUGCCUGCGUUUUCUAUGAUCUUAGCAGAAGUAACUAAGAUCCACUGGCUGUUUCUCGCACAUUCUGAGGAGUGAGGUAACUUCAGAAAGGGGAAUAGCAUGCGGGGCCCCCCUGCAAACGAGGUAUGUGCAGUAAAUUAUUUUUCUAAGGAAUGGAAUUGACUAGAAAAUACUGCUGUUACCAAUGUAAUGUAAGUACAGCCUUGAAUGCAGUGGUAGCGACUGGUAUUAGGCUGAUGAGUGUACGUGCACUGAAGUAUUUUUCUAGGGAAUGGAAUUUGUCUAAGAAAAUACUGUUAAUGCUGAAGUAAUGUUUGAGCCUUAACUGCAGUAAAAGCGACUGGUAGCAGGCUUAUUAAUAACACUUCAUAAUCUUUUAAUGUUCAAAACGUUUACUGGCAUGUUAAUCGUUUUUUGUGAGGUACUUGGUGAUAAAACUUAUUGGGGCAUGAUUUUUCCACAUGGCUAACGUUUAUUUCUGCAUAGAAACAGUUAACUGAGAAUUCCCACUGUUGUAAUAUGAGUGGGAGGGGCCUAUUUUAGCGCUUUUUUGCGCAGUAAAAAUUCAGUCACAGUUUUCCUACUUCAUCCUCCAUGAUCCAGGACGUCCCUAGAGAGCUCAGGGGUCUUCAAAAUUUAUUUUGAGGGAGGUAAUCAGUCACAGCAGACCUGUGACAGUGUGUUUGACUGUGAUAAAAACGUUAUUUGUUAAAUUGAUAUCCGUUUUUGGGUAUUAAGGGGUUAAUCAUCCAUUUGCUGGUGGGUGCAAUCCUUUGCUAAUUUAAUACAUUUACUGUGAAAUUUUGGUUGCUAUAACUGAUUUGGUUCAUUGUUAUUUCAACUGUGACAGCUUUUUGUGCUUCUUAAAGGCGCAGUAGCGUUUUUUAUAUUGCUUGUAAAUUUAUUGAAAGUAUUUUCCAAGCUUGCUAGUCUCAUUGCUAGUCUAUUUAAACAUGUCUGACACAGAGGAAUCUGCUUGUUCACUAUGUUUGAAGGCCAAUGUGGAGCCCCAUAGAAAUUUGUGUACUAAAUGCAUUGAUGUCACUUUAAAUAAAAGUCAAUCUUUACAUGUAAAGAAAUUAUCACCAGACAACGAGGGGGAAGUUAUGCCGACUAACUCUCCUUACGUGUCAGUACCUUCGCCUCCCGCUCAGGAGGUGCAUGAUAUUGUGGCGCCAAGUACAUCAGAGAGGCCCAUACAAAUCACUUUGCAAGACAUGGCUGCUGUUAUGACCGAGGUAUUAUCUAAAUUGCCAGAAUUAAGAGGCAAGCGCGAUUGCUCAGGGUUAAGGACAGAGCGCGCUGAUGAUGGGAGAGCCAUGUCUGAUACUGCGUCACAAUUUGCAGAACAUGAGGACGGAGAGCUUCAUUCUGUGGGUGACGGAUCUGAUCCAGGGAGACUGGAUUCAGAGAUUUCUAAUUUUAAAUUUAAGCUUGAAAACCUCUGCGUACUGCUAGGGGAGGUAUUAGCAGCUCUGAAUGAUUGUAACACGGUUGCAAUUCUAGAGAAAUUAUGUAGGCUGGAUAGAUACUAUGCGGUACCGGUGUGUACUGACGUUUUUCCUAUACCUAAGAGGCUUACAGAGAUUAUUAGCAAGGAGUGGGAUAGGCCCGGUGUGCCCUUUUCCCCCCUCCUAUAUUUAGGAAAAUGUUUCCAAUAGACGCCACCACACGGGACUUAUGGCAGACGGUCCCUAAGGUGGAGGGAGCAGUUUCUACUUUGGCUAUGCGUACUACUAUCCCGGUGGAGGAUAGUUGUGCUUUUUCAGAUCCAAUGGAUAAAAAAUUAGGUUACCUUAAGAAAAUGUUUGUUCAACAAGGUUUUAUCUUACAGCCCCUUGCAUGCAUUGCGCCUGUCACUGCUGUGGCGGCAUUCUGGUUUGAGUCUCUGGAAGAGGCCAUUUGCACAGCUCCAUUGGAUGAGAUUAUGAACAAGCUUAAAGCACUUAAGCUAGCUAACGCAUUUGUUUCUGAUGCUGUUGUACAUUUAACCAAAUUAACGGCUAAGAACUCUGGUUUCGCCAUCCAAGCGCGCAGAGCGCUAUGGCUUAAAUCAUGGUCAGCUGACGUGACUUCUAAAUCUAAAUUGCUUAAUAUUCCUUUCAAAGGGCAGACCUUGUUUGGGCCCGGCUUGAAAGAAAUUAUUGCUGACAUUACUGGGGGUAAGGGUCAUACUCUUCCUCAGGACAAGGCCAAAUCUAAGGCCAAACAGUCUAAUUUUCGUGCCUUUCGUAACUUCAAGGCAGGAGCAACAUCAACUUCCUCAGUUCCAAAACAGGAAGGAACUGUUGCUCGUUACAGACAGGGCUGGAAAGCUAACCAGUCCUGGAACAAGGGCAAGCAGGCCAGAAAACCUGCUUCUGCCCCUAAGACAGCAUGAAGAGAGGGCCCCCUAUCCGGAAACGGAUCUAGUGGGGGGCAGACUAUCUCUCUUCGCCCAGGCUUGGGCAAGAGAUGUCCAGGAUCCCCUGGUGUUGGAGAUCAUAUCUCAGGGAUACCUUCUGGACUUCAAAGCUUCUCCUCCACAAGGAAGAUUUCAUCUUUCAAGGUUAUCAGCAAACCAAAUAAAGAAAGAGGCGUUUCUACGCUGUGUAAAAGACCUCUUAUUAAUGGGGGUGAUCCACCCAGUUCCGUGGACGGAACAAGGGCAAGGAUUUUACUUAAAUCUGUUUGUGGUCCCCAAGAAAGAGGGAACCUUCAGACCAAUCUUGGACCUAAAGAUCUUAAACAAAUUCCUAAGAGUUCCAUCAUUCAAAAUGGAAACUAUUCGAACCAUCCUACCCAUGAUCCAAGAGGGUCAAUACAUGACCACAGUGGACUUAAAGGAUGCCUACCUUCACAUACCGAUUCACAAAGAUCAUUAUCGGUACCUAAGAUUUGCCUUUCUAGACAGGCAUUACCAGUUUGUAGCUCUUCCCUUCGGGUUAGCUACGGCCCCGAGAAUCUUUACAAAGGUUCUGGGCUCUCUUCUGGCGGUACUAAGACCGCGAGGCAUAGCGGUGGCUCCGUACCUAGACGACAUUCUGAUACAAGCGUCAAGUUUUCAAAUUGCCAAGUCUCACACAGAGAUAGUUCUGGCGUUUCUGAGGUCGCAUGGGUGGAAGGUGAACGUGGAAAAGAGUUCUCUAUUACCACUCACAAGGGUUCCCUUCCUAGGGACUCUUAUAGAUUCUAUAGAGAUGAAAAUUUACCUGACGGAGUCCAGGUUAUUAAAGCUUCAAAAUACUUGCCGUGCCCUUCAUUCCAUUCCACACCCGUCAGUAGCUCAGUGCAUGGAAGUAAUCGGCUUAAUGGUUGCGGCAAUGGACAUAGUACCAUUUGCGUGCCUGCAUCUCAGACCACUGCAAUUGUGCAUGCUCAGUCAGUGGAAUGGGGAUUACUCAGAUUUGUCCCCUCUACUAAAUCUGGAUCAAGAGACCAGAGAUUCUCUUCUAUGGUGGCUUUCUCGGCCCCAUCUGUCCAAGGGGAUGACCUUUCGCAGGCCAGAUUGGACAAUUGUAACAACAGACGCCAGCCUUCUAGGUUGGGGCGCAGUCUGGAACUCCCUGAAGGCUCAGGGAUCGUGGACUCAGGAGGAGAAACUCCUCCCAAUAAAUAUUCUGGAGUUAAGAACAAUAUUCAAUGCUCUUCUAGCUUGGCCUCAGUUAGCAACACUGAGGUUCAUCAGAUUUCAGUCGGACAACAUCACGACUGUGGCUUACAUCAACCAUCAAGGGGGAACCAGGAGUUCCCUAGCGAUGUUGGAAGUCUCAAAGAUAAUUCGCUGGGCAGAGUCUCACUCUUGCCACCUGUCAGCGAUCUACAUCCCAGGCGUGGAGAACUGGGAGGCGGAUUUUCUAAGUCGCCAGACUUUUCAUCCGGGGGAGUGGGAACUUCAUCCGGAGGUCUUCGCUCAACUGAUUCAUCGUUGGGGCAAACCAGAUCUGGAUCUCAUGGCGUCUCGCCAGAACGCCAAGCUUCCUUGUUACGGAUCCAGAUCCAGGGACCCGGGAGCGGCGCUGAUAGAUGCUCUGACAGCCCCUUGGGUCUUCAAAAUGGCUUAUGUGUUUCCACCAUUCCCGAUGCUGCCUCGACUGAUUGCCAAGAUCAAACAGGAGAGAGCAUCGGUGAUUUUGGUAGCGCCUGCGUGGCCACCCAGGACCUGGCAUGCAGACCUAGUGGACAUGUCGUCCUGUCCACCAUGGUCUCUGCCUCUGAGGCAGGACCUUCUAAUUCAGGGUCCUUUCAACCAUCCAAAUCUAAUUUCUCUGAGGCUGACUGCAUGGAGAUUGAACGCUUGAUUCUAUCAAAGCGUGGCUUCUCGGAGUCGGUUAUUGAUACCUUAAUACAGGCUAGGAAGCCUGUUACCAGAAAAAUUUACCAUAAGAUAUGGCGUAAAUAUUUAUAUUGGUGCGAAUCCAAGAGUUACUCAUGGAGUAAGGUUAGGAUUCCUAGGAUAUUGUCUUUUCUACAAGAGGGUUUAGAAAAGGGCUUAUCUGCUAGUUCGUUAAAGGGACAGAUUUCGGCUCUGUCUAUUCUUCUACACAAACGUCUGGCAGAAGUUCCAGAUGUUCAGGCUUUUUGUCAGGCUUUGGCUAGGAUUAAGCCUGUGUUUAAGACUGUUGCUCCGCCGUGGAGCUUAAACUUAGUUCUUAACGUUUUGCAAGGUGUUCCAUUUGAACCCCUUCAUUCCAUUGAUAUCAAGCUGUUAUCUUGGAAAGUUCUGUUUUUGAUGGCUAUUUCCUCGGCUCGAAGAGUCUCUGAGUUAUCUGCCUUACAUUGUGAUUCUCCUUAUCUAAUUUUUCAUUCAGACAAGGUAGUUCUGCGUACUAAACCUGGGUUCUUACCUAAGGUAGUUUCUAACAGGAAUAUCAAUCAAGAGAUUGUUGUUCCAUCUUUGUGUCCUAACCCUUCUUCAAAGAAGGAACGACUUUUGCAUAAUCUGGACGUAGUCUGUGCCCUGAAGUUCUAUUUGCAGGCAACUAAGGAUUUUCGUCAAACUUCUUCUCUGUUUGUCGUUUACUCUGGACAGAGGAGAGGUCAAAAAUCUUCGGCUACCUCUCUCUCCUUUUGGCUUUGUAGCAUCAUACGUUUAGCCUAUGAGACUGCUGGACAGCAGCCUCCUGAAAGAAUUACAGCUCAUUCCACUAGAGCUGUGGCUUCCACCUGGGCCUUUAAGAAUGAGGCCUCUGUUGAACAGAUUUGCAAGGCUGCAACUUGGUCUUCACUUCACACUUUUUCAAAAUUUUACAAAUUUGACACUUUUGCUUCUUCGGAGGCUAUUUUUGGGAGAAAGGUUCUUCAGGCAGUGGUUCCUUCCGUUUAAAGUUCCUGCCUUGUCCCUCCCAUCAUCCGUGUACUUUUUGCUUUGGUAUUGGUAUCCCAUAAGUAAUGGAUGACCCGUGGACUGACUACACUUAACAAGAGAAAACAUAAUUUAUGCUUACCUGAUAAAUGUAUUUCUCUUGUAGUAAGCAUAAAUUAUGUUUUUUCAAAAUUAGCGCUAGUUACAUUAGAACACUAAUAUCUUUCAGGAAUCUCUGAAUAUCCAUUGACAUGUAUAUAUUUUUUUUUAGUAGGCAUCCCAAAGUAUUCAUCUAGGCCCAUUUUGGUAUAUUUCAUGCCACCAUUUCACCGCCAAAUGCGAUUAAAUACAAAAAUCGUUCACUUUUUUACUCAUUUUUUCACAAACUUUUGGUUUCUCACUGAAAUUAUUUACAAACAGCUUGUGCAAUUAUGGCUUAAAUUGUUGUAAAUGCUUCUCUGGGAUCCCCUUUGUUCAUAAAUAGCAGACAUAUAUGGCUUUGGCGUUGCUUUUUAGUAAUUGGAAGGCUGCUAAAUGCCACUGCGCACUACACGUGUAUUAUGCCCAGCAGUGAAGGGGUUAAUUAUGGAGCAUGUAGGGAGCUUUUAGGGAUACUUUUAGCUUUAGUGUAGUGUAGUAGACAACCCCAAGUAUUGAUCUAGGCCAAUUUUUGUAUAUUUCAUGCCACCAUUUCACCGCCAAAUGCGAUCAAAUUAAAAAAAACGUUAAAUUUUUCACAAUUUUAGGUUUCUCACUGAAAUCAUUUACAAACAGCUUGUGCAAUUGUGGCACAAAUGGUUGUAAAUGCUUCUCUGGGAUCCCCUUUGUUCAGAAAUAGCAGACAUAUAUGGCUUUGGCGUUGCUUUUUGGUCAUUAGAAGGCCGCCAAAUGCCGCUGCAUUUCACACGUGUAUUAUGGCUAGCAGUGAAGGGGUUAAUUAUCUAUAUUGCAGGGUUAAUUUUAGCUUUAGUGUAGAGCUCAGCCUCCCACCUGAAACAUGAGACCCCCUGAUCCCUCCCAAACAGCUCUCUUCCCUCCCCCACCCCACAAUUGUCCCCGCCAUCUUAAGUACUGGCAGAAACUCUGCCAGUACUAAAAUAAAAGCUAUACUUGGGCUUUUUUUUGUUUUUUUUUGCAAAUUUACAUAUGCUGCUGUGUAGGAUCCCCCCUUAGUCCCCAACCUCACUGAUCCCCCACCAAACAGCUCUCUAACCCUCCCCCUCUGCCUUAAUGGGCGCCAUCUUGGGUACUGGCAGCUGUCUGCCAGUACCCAGUUUAGUAACAAAUGUGCCUUUUUUUUUAAAAAAAAUUCCCUUUUCUGUAGUGUAGCUUUCCCUCCCCCCAAGACCAGCCCCCCACCCCUUCCAGAUCCCUUAGCUGUUUAUUUGUAACAUUUUAAAACUUUUUAUUUUAACUUUAAACAGCCUUAUUUUUCCGUAGUGUAGCGGUUCCCUCCUGCUCCUGCCCCGUGCACGCGCCCCCCCCCCCCCCCCCCGUGCACGCGCGCACUCCCGACGGUUCCGCCCCCGAUCCCGCCCCCCUUCUCUCUACUCUGCACAUCGAUGGCCGCCCACCCGCCUCCCAGACUUGCUCUCACCCACCAACGAUACCGGCCACCGAUGUCCGGUGCAGAGAGGGCCACAGAGUGGCUCUCUCUGCAUCGGAUGGCCAAGGGGGGUUAUUGCAGGAUGCCUCCAUAUCGAGGCAUCACUGCAAUAACCGGAAAGCAGCUGGAAGCGAGCAGGAUCGCUUCCAGCUGCUUUCCAGACCAAGGACGUACGCCACACGUCCUCGGUCAUUAACUGUAUUUUUUUUUAGGACGUGUGGCGUACGUCCUUGGUCAUUAAGGGGUUAAGCACAUGAAGGAUGUCUGUCUGUUUAGCUUUAAUACAUUUUAGUAUUCAGACAGCUUUUCAGGGUUUUAAUGUUUGCUUAAUAAAGCUUUUCACUUUUUACUAGAAUUGGAGCCUCUCAAACUUAUGGCUAGUGUAGGGGAAGCACUUCUACACUUGCUCACUUUCCCAAAGAAAGCCAUUUUCACGGACGUUCUUGUACAACCUUGUAGUUAUCAUUUAGGUUUAAUGAUGUCUGGAUAACUGUAUGGCAAAUCAAAAGAAAGUGUAACAUUGUGCGUACUAACCAUCUGAUAAUCAGGUUGCAUCGUAGAGUAAUAGGGUCAGAAAUCUGAAUAAAGAUGUCUAUAAAGUCGGUGAAUAAAAUGAGAACCGAGGAGUGGAAAAAUAGUCAGGAUUUGGGGAGCAUGAUUAGAAAUAAAAAAUAAUGGUUGAAUUGGUUAUCUAAAUUUGGAGGUUAAAGGGACACAAAACCAGUCCCUUAAAAUUGUAGGAGUAAAAAGUUUACAUAUUUACCUUGCCGGUCCUGUAAAAAUGAAAGUUCUCCUCUCCCAGAAGCAGUGCAGUAAACCAAUUAGACGCCCCAUUAACACUGCUUGCUCCUCUCUAUAGAAGCAAGCAAACGUAGCACCCUGCUUCUGGAGGGCAACAAAACAGCGGUGGCUGAGAGGGGAGGAGUAAGGUAAGUGAGGUUAAAGGGGGUUUGAUUUCAGAAAAUAAUUAAUUUUACAGGACAGUAUGUAAUAUUUUUACUUCUAAAUUUGGAAUUGACAGUUUUGGGUGCUUUUUUAAAGGGACAGUCUACAAUAUAAUUGUUAUUGUUUUAAAAUAUAGAUAAUCCCUUUAUUACCCAUUCCCCAGUUUUACAUAACCAACACAGUUAUAAUAAUACACUUUUUACCUCUGUGAUUACCUUGUAUCUAAGCAUCUUCUGAAAGCCCCCUGAUCACAUGACUUUGCAUUUUUUUAUCUAUUGGCUUGCAUUUAGUAAUGUCUUGUGCUAAAUCUUAGAUAACAUUGUGUUCACGCCUGGGGAAUUAUCUAUAUGGCCCACAUGAACUUGCUGUCUCUUGUUGGGAAAAGCAAAUACAAAAGUAUGUGAUUAAGAGGCUGUCAAUAGAGCCUUUUUAAACCGGCAGACAUUUAGAGGUUUAAAUGUUAUAAAGUAUAAUAAUCUAACAAUGUUGGUUGUGCAAAGCUGGGGAAUGGGUAGUAAAAAUCUAUCUAUUUAAACAAUAAACAUUUUUGUGUAGACUGUCCCUUUUAAGGUGAAAACUAAACUGGAUGGGGAUGAAACCAGAUGUAAAAUUGUAGUAAUGUUGGCAAGCAAUGUGGAAUAAAAUGUGAAAUUAAAAGAAGCUAGAUUUAACUGGAUCGAACAGUCAUGGGGUGGUGGUGUCAGAAACCUGGAAACAGACUGGGAAAUGAGAUUUAAGAAGUAAACAAAUUGUAAUUGUAUUUGAUGUACAAGUGAUGGGAGUAGCUACUUGUGUAACGGAGGGCAACUGUGCUGUCAUAGUGGGCUUUAUAGUGAGUGUUCUGUUGUGCUGAUCAAGGUUCUUUUAAUGAAUCUUUUUGCAGCAUGUGUGUGUCCUGCAAGCUUUACACUAACAUGUCUCAGGAACAGUAUUUCUAUCCUGAGUAAGUACACUUAUACCAGGGAAAUUUCACUUCCAAUUGUUACACUUCCUCUUGUUGCAUGUUACCUGUUCACAUUUUAUCUAGAAAAGGAGACAUCACUGCUGCUGAUUGUUUUGUUAUAGUAGAGAUUUUGUAUUAUGUUGCUUGUAACAAGGAGGAUAAAGUACAUGAAUCAAGGAGCCACUUGUUUCCUACUUGCUAUAUCUGCCUAAGACUAAAUAUUUAUGCAUUUCCCUUUUUUGCAUUUGUUGCAGCGUGGAGCAGAGACAGUGUCCAAGUAUUUUAUGGAAAGCCUUUAUACUUACCCUGUUAACAAAGGAUACAUAUGCCUUGUGAUUUGGCCUACUGUAAAUUCUGGAUAUAUUUUAAAAAAGUAAUAAACUUUUGAUCAGUGUUAAA